Messenger RNA from Symbiodinium sp. CCMP2592, 14244 nucleotides. Lineage: Eukaryota; Dinophyceae; Suessiales; Symbiodiniaceae. The record is from the annotation of a GenBank genome assembly.
AUGCCAUGGAACCUCUGGAAUCAGCUGAUUACUCUGGGCUCUGCUUUCUUGGCUUUCGGCAUGGGUGCAACAAGGUGCAUGACUGGGGCAUUCCCAGCAGACCUACCUCCUGCACCGUAUGUGCCCUUGCUGCUGAUAAGGCCAGACUGGACGCCCGGACUCAGGAUGACUUCCUUCGAAUGGUUCUACUGGACCUGUUUGAUGCGGCCGGCGGCUACCGGGCUGACCAUCGAUACUUCGACUACUUUGAGGGACGCUGGAGAAGACACGAUCCAGAAGAUAUCAUGGCAGCUGUUGCAGCCUCCAAAUAUCCCACCAGACUGCCGACGACCCGCUUAUGGUGCCAAUCGGCGCAUCCGGCGCUGGCACACUACCUGUGGACUCCGUGUACCAUUGGCAAACUACAAUGCUGCGAACGAGCCCUGGCCUGCCUGGAUUGAACAACAUUUUGGGAACAGCCUGUUCGAGCAAGGGCCCCUGCACGACGAUACCGUCGUAGACGACGAACCUCCUAUGCCUGCUCACCUCCACAGGACUUCGCUGUCUGAUGCAGCUGCAACAGAAGCUCCGCAUGUGGUUCAGUCAGUGCUCAAGCAGGCAGCCAUAUCUGCAUGUCACAUGCCCUUGGCACCUCUGCGACCUCAGAUGCUUCACAACCUUCAUUGCUUGCCACAGCUGGUGAGGAUUGCCGAUCAUAUAGACCCCCCUGAACCUGGCUCUGCAUACCCUAGCCCCGCCGCUGCGGACAUGGACCGAGAUCCUCUUCAUGACAGUGUCCUUGAGGAUGCCACUGCAGCUGAAGGGGCCGAGGAAGAAGAUGCUGAGAGUGACAAUGCUGAGAGUGACAAUGUGUCGGCCCCCACCACACCAAUGACGGCGGCAGAAAGGGCACACCCGAUCACUGCACCUCCGCUCCAUGGCCCACCAGCUGGACCUCCUCCACCAGAGCCAGUUAAUGCUCCGAUGACCAUGGCCCACUUCCGCGCUCGCAGGACAGAACCCAGUGCAGGAUCCUCGGCCUCAGCUGGUGUGGACUCAAUGGGCAUUGCUGCGACUUGGCCUACACGAGUUCCGCAGCAUGCAGCCGAGGGAGCUCCAAGGUGGCAUCGCACUCUGGCGGCUAAUGUCCUCCACCAUCUCCAGCUGACUGGACCGGCCUAUGUGCGAGCCCCUGACUAUGCCGAGGUUGCCACAUGGAGGUCCCUCCUGAUCAGCCUCAGGGAGGCCACGCCGGCUGAGGAAUAUAUGCUCGAGCCAACCAACCCUCAGGACCUUCGCAAUCCCCUCUUCGAUCCACCGGCGGAUGAUGAAGACAACGACGAUCAAGAGGUGGACGGGAUGGAACAGGCACAGGAAUCAGAGGGGCCUACGCACGACCCCGACACCUCGGACUCUGACUCCGAGAGCGAUCAAGACGGGACCACAGCAAGGCCUCCCUCUGCUACCACGGCCCCUGCCCUAGAGACGACCUCCACUACUUCAGCAGCACCACCUCCAGGUGACCAUCUGCCUCCGGAUGACUCGGCAGAUAUGGAACCUGCUGCAACAGGCAUGCUGUAUGAGUCGGAGGUCCCGUUCACCAGCACCGGACUCGAGCUCCAGGUGAAGCCAAACGGUUCAGUAUGCGGUGCCUACCAGUUACAAAAUACCGGCCUUGCCCGCUCUUCCUAUGGUCACUUCUACGGCUCUUCCAGUGCAGCCGGCUCUCACCAUGGCAGCCGAGACCGGUACCCCUCGGCCAGCUGCCUGGCACAUACCUGUGUGCAUCCUCACAGCGAGGUCAACCAGCAGGCACUGUGGUGCCCACCAGGUGGCCCAGCCAUGUGCUGGAAGAGAGGCAAGUGCUUCAGCCACUGUCACGGCAUCUGCCACAUCUCCUUUACCGAGAGCGUGUCCGGGGACUCCGUGUACUGUCUUGGAACUCGGGUGGACUUGGCGCGACAUCUGCACAUCUUUGGAGUUUACCAAAAAGUGUACAACCAGAAGGCGGCCACCUGUCUUGAUCAGCGCCAACAAGUCUGGCAAUCGCUGCACAAAAGUUUGGAACGUGUCCCGGUCAGAGACUCAAUCCUGUUGGCUGGGGAUUUCAACACCCCUGUGGCUACCGAUCUACCCCAUGUAGGACAUCAUGUGCUGCCUAUGCCACAGCAUCCGCCGGAGGAUGCUCAGGACCUUGUCAGCCUGUAUCGCACCUUUGACCUUGUCUCCCUGAAUACCUGGAGGCACCCGACAUCCGGUGCAGCCUCCACCUUCAAAUGGGGCCAGGUCGAAUCCCAGAUUGAUUUCUUGUGGGUGAGAAGACGAGACGCCACAUCGCAGGCCAGGCAGGCAUAUGCAAUGCGAAGCUUCCAUGUGGGAGCAUCCAGGCACGGUGGAGCACAUCACUUUCCCCUGCUGUGCUGUCUCAACCUGCGUAGACCGCACUGGACUCGCACUCCGGCAAGAGCUGUCCACUCAAUUGAUCGUGAGGCCCUGCUGACUGCACUUGAUAACCCCACUCAUGUCGAGCAUGCAUGGAAGCUGAAUCACAUUCGCCAAGCUGCCAUGCAGCACAUGCAGACUAAUCCCACGAUUGCUGGAAUUGAACAGCUGCACAAGGUUCUACACCAAGCCUGCCUGCAAAUUUUCCCGAAGGCUGCCACCUCAGUUCCUGCCAAACCUUGGCAAACAACGGACGUCCAGACUGGAAUCAGGACCAUGUGGGACAAGUGGAGGGCCUUCAAACAAAUCCGAAAGAACGGGCUACGAGGAUGGUUUGCGGCCUGGAAGGCUUGGCGUGCCUUUACUGCUCACCAUAAGCAACAUCAAGCGGCCUACCGUGCUGCUCGAAAACAGGUCCUGACCACGGCUAUGGACGAGGCUCGCCAGUGUGCAUACAAACACGACACACGUGGGAUCUUUCAAGUUGUGAAUCGAAUUGCCCCGAAACAGACCAGACAUCGUCUACAACUGAAAGAUGCUCAAGGGCGAAUGCUUGAUGCCACCCAAGAGGUGGACCUCCUAGCUUGUCACUUCCAACGGCGCUUCUGUGAAACAGAUCCUGCAAUCCUGGAUGCGACCAGAGGCCCCUGGUCCACUUCUACGGCUCCGGCCCUUGAUCCCAAUGAGCUCUCCCACCAGCUGAUGCUAGUACCACGUCGCAAAGCGGUUCCGAAAGCACACCCUCCGAGUGCAGUUUGGCGAUGCUGUGCGGAUCUUGUGUCGCCAUGGCUGUGUGCAUGCCUCACGCAGACAUGGGCUUACACGGAGGUCACUGUUCCUCCUAGCUGGGCAGAUGUAGACCUAGCUCUGGUCCCCAAACCGGGGAAACCGGGCACAAAACCGGAAGACCAUCGACCCAUAGGUCUGUCUUGCCCCCUAGGUAAGAAGGUUCUAAGCUGCCUGAUUGGACCCUAUAUACCUCAGAUGCUUGCUGCCAUUCAACAGUUCCCGCAGUAUGCAUACCAACAAGGCCGGGCCCAGUACGAUGCACUUCGCAGAGCCUUCAAGCACUGUGCCUUUGUGAGGGCCGAACUUGGCUACCAUCGCAAGGACUUGCAUGCCCGGAAAGCAGGCCACAAGCCCAUUCCGAUGUUUGGUGCCCUGAUGAUCACAUUAGACUUGUCACAGGCGUUCGACAGAAUGCCUCGCCAUCAUCUUCUCCAAGGCAUGCGAGACCUGCAACUGCCUGACAAUCUUGUGGCUGUAAUCAUGCAAUGGCACUCACAAAUCCGAUAUACUGUGCACCACGCAGACCAGUCCCGCACCUUCCCUGCGAGCCGUGGCAUUCGCCAAGGCUGCUCUGCCUCGCCUCUGUUGUGGCUAGUCUUCUCACAUGUCAUAUGCACUCAGCUUGCGGCCCGCAUAGGCAAACACAAGGUCGACCAGCUUCUCACUGUCUUUGCUGACGAUCACUUUGCAGCCGACAGCUUUCGCAGUAUACCGGAGUUUGAGGCACUUCUUGACUGCAUUGUUGCCCUGUUUAGCACCCUCGAAGCCUUUGGAAUGGAGGUCAGCGAUGCCAAAUCCAAAGCUGUCUUGGUCCUACGAGGCACCUUGAGUAACACUAUCACCCGCCGAUAUGUUCGCAAAGUCCCAGGGGGCAGAGUUCUCCGUAUCCAACUUCGCAGUCGGGUCCUGGCCAUUCCCCUGGUAUCACAGUUCACGUACCUCGGUGCUCAAGUUAGCUAUCAAGCUUUUGAGAAUCAAACUCUGCAGUAUCGAUUACAGAAAGGAACUGCCACCUACAAUCGCCUCGGCUCUGUCCUCAAAGGUCACAAAACUCUGGAAACUGCUGUGAUCAAGCACCUCCGUGCCAUUCUCAGAAGCCCAGUCCAUCUCACCUUCACAACCAAUGCAGAGAUAGCCCAACAGGCGAGUCUUGCGCUCCCGCACAUUAUGCUGCAGAGGCUCCUCCAGACAGAGGAUAAGGGGCCCCUUUUCCUUGAACAGACGCCAGCCAUAGGCUACCUCGGAGCAGUGCGCUCCCGUGAAAAGCUGCAGUGUGCUGAACACGUUUGUGCGAGUGAGAAGCUAGACUCCCGAGAUCGAGCUGCUGCUCCGGAAACCAAGCUGCAGGCCUACUUGCUGACGUUGAUCUACUACCAGGCUGCAGCUGCCCAUCGGCCCAUGGUACCGAGUUGGGAUGGUAGUGCCCGAACGUGGAGGCGCUACACCAAGGAAGUUCUGUGGUAUGUGCAGGGAACGGCGGCUCACCGCCGACGUCAUUGCGCCAGUCAACUGCUCAGUCGUCUGACUGGACCAGCUCGCUUGCUUGCUAUGUCAUGGAACCACGGCAUGCUUGUUGACAACAAUCAUGGCACCAAGCUGUUUCUUCAGAAGCUUGCCAGCAGUCCCUUGGUGCGUAAGAGCUUGCCGAAUGCUGCGGCGAUAUGCCAGCAGUACUUCGCCUUCAGGCGCAGCCCUCAGGAGUCCAUCGGGAACUUCUUGGUCAGGGAGACCCUGGUGCAUGAGGAGUUCUGUGAGGCCAUCAUCAGGCUCUACGAGGAGAAGCAGGGCAUCUCUCAGGACCAACGCGAUUUUGGACUACCUGAACCUGACGACUGGGACGACCAGGCAUGGGCCGACGACUCAUGGGCCUGGUGGUCGCGGGAGGAGGGCGAUGAUGCCGACGAAGGCGAGGACCGAGAGGCAGCGACGACCACCCAUCCUCCUGGUGAUGAAGAUCCUGGCGCUGAUGCUCGUGGAAGCACUUCACCUGGGGCCCGACUUGGGGCAACAGGUUCCUCACCGAGUCACGGCGGCAAUGCAUCUGUUGCAGCUGGUGGUGAUGAAUCACCCGCUCAGGCCGAACCGGCAAAGGAGGUCAAGCCUCCCCAAACCGUCGACGAGCUCACGAUUGCCGACAGCUUCAUUAUGGGCGUCCUUCGAGGAUGGAGGCUCCUCCAAGCCUCGGGAUUAAGUCCCGAUGAGAUGCGGGACAUCUUGUCGGCAACGAAGAACUCCCUGGACUACGAGAUGAUUGCCGCCGCUCUUCAGAAUCUGUGGGACGACCAACUCCUAAACUCCCGUGGUCGUCACAAGUCUGGCUAUCACUUGAACUACGCGAACGAGACGGAAGACCCCGAGCUGUACAUGCACGAGUACGAGCAAGGCUGGGACAAUGGAAGCGGUGACUGGUGGGACGAUGGCACGGCCUACUACACGGGCUUCGAGGAUGAUGCGUGGUGGUACGGCGACGAGGACUGGGCCCCUUACGAGGCCCAGAGCGCUGCCGAAGUCAAUGCGACCCCGGACCCGGUUGAUGAGGGCAAGCUACGUGAGGCUCAGCAAGCAGAGCAGAUGGCGGAGUCUCUUGCAAUGGAGGCCCAGCGGACUUGGACGGAGGCUCAACGAGCUACAGCGGCCCUGAAGAAAGACAGAGGCUUCGGUGCGAAUGCUGGCACGAGCGCCUCGACACCACCGGGUCGUUGCUUCCUGUGCCAUGGACCACAUCUUGCUCGCGAUUGUCCAGGACGAGGAUCUGGCUAUGGUGGCAAGGGAAAGUUCAAGGGCAAGUCCAAGUACGGCUAUGCGACCGAGAUGGACGCGUACUACAUCAAGGGCAAGAGCAAAUCCAAGGGCAAGGGCAAAAGCAAGAAGGGCAUGUACCUGAAUGCCGAUGCUGUCUGGAAGGGGAAAGGAAAGGGUCCUGAUUGGGGAUCCCGGACAGUGAAUGCCUACGCAGCGUCGGCGGACUACUUCAUGGGUGGCCUUGAGCUCACAACCACCAUGGACAUGGCGUCGGCUACAACGAGUACGGCCAGGCCUGAACGGGGAAUGAUAGAUUGUGGCGCGACAGCGUCGGCAGCUCCUGAAGCUGUUGUGAAGGGGCUGAUAGCCUCGAUUCUUGAGAAGGACCACGGAGCUCGUGUGGACAUUGACUCCAACUCGCGGCCAUACUUUCGCUUUGGUGACGGGAGAUGGGGCAGGGCUCUUUACAGGGUGCAGUUGACAAGCAAGGCCUCGGGAACUGCUAGAAAGUUCUCUCUGUUUGCCCUACCGAACCCUAAGGAGUACUUUCAGGCUGCCUUUGACAAAAACUCCUUAGUCCCCAUCCUUGUUGGCAUGGACUUCUUGGGAAAGAAUGGCAACGGCUUGAUCAUUGAUUUCACAACAGGCUUGGCUACCAGUUCUCUUGAUGAUAAUCCCAAGGUGUUUCAUCUUUUGCAGAAUCAGAAGGGUCACUUCAUGUUGGAUGUGUGCGAGUACCUCACACAAGGCCAUACUGUUCUUGAAGGUCAUGCGCAUAUUGUUGUCAGCGGCAGUGACGAACACACUCCACCUUCAGAAGUGAAUGUGCUGGAUCUGCAUGUUGUCACGUUUGAUUUGACUGUCAGUGACAUGGUACAUGUCUUUCGAUACCAGCAGAUCUUUGCUCAAUGCUCGCGACAAGCUCGUCGCUUGAAGCCCCGACAACAUCCUCUUCGCGCUCUUUCUCCAAUGGCGACUCCCUCGUCCUCGGUGGACCCGGAAGUGGCCGAGAUCAUCGCGGCAGCGGCCAAGGCCAAGGCGGCGUCGGCGAAGCGCCGAACGCGGUCCCUGGACACCAACCGCUGCAUGCGUGCGGACCCUCGCGACCCGCGGACAAAUCCCAAGUGCUGGCCGUGCUACGGCAACCACGCACCGGGAGCUCCUCAAGCAAAUGCUCACGGCCAGUGGAUCCAUUGCUCCGUAUGCGACCUACGCCUACUGUACACCCCACGGAAGGGGUCACCCUCGAACACCACGGCAGUCCACAAUGCGGCGAUGGUCACGAAAAUGCUGAAGCAGCUGAAGGCACUCAUUGGGGAUCGCAAGCCAACCCAGAAGGUAUGCCACCACAUGAUGGCGAAGAUCACGGCCGAGGAAGUGCUGGAGAAGUCGAUUCGGGAGCUCAUCGCGGAGCCCCCGGUGACGACCAAGAUGACUCCGGCAUCAGGCAGCACAGCGGACGGCUACGUGCACCUGACGACCAAGGACAACGACGAGGAGCUGAUUGCGGCCUACGAAGCGAAGAUCAUGCUCUUUGUAUCUUUGAUGACUUCAGCGACAUCCAAUUUGCUGAUGGGUCUUCAGUUGGAUGGUUGUGAUGGGUUGUGGGAAAUCUCCGGUGCUCCCCACAGCUGGUUGUCACAAUCUGCUAUUCAUCAUGGACUACAAGCACGUCCUAUCAACUACCAGACAGGCUACGAUCUCUACAAGGAGGACACCUGGGAACACCUACGACAACUACAACAAAAAUCGCGACCACGUCGGCUGUGGAUCUCUCUACCUGGCGCAAAAUGGUGUCCAUGGAAGGCCAUUGAUCAAUGCGAUGAAGGACAACGGUCAUCGCUUGAAGCUGGUCGGAGAAAAGAACGACGUGUCCUUCGACAAGCCGUGAACUUUGUGAUCAAUGUAUUACGUGAUGACCCAGAUGUCCAAAUCUACUGGGAGUGGCCCACAAACAGUGCGGGAUGGUCCCAACAUGCGAUGAGAGAACUACAAGAUUGGCUACUUCAACGAGAUCUUCCCUGGUUGGCAUGUCGAGUGGAUGGAUGCGCUUAUGGUCUUCGGGAUGAACAGCAGGGCGCUUUCAUCAAAAAGCGAUGGACUAUCAAGACCACCGAUGAGAUCUUCCAUAAACGAUACCGGGCCAAGGUCUGUCCUGGACAACAUCCACAUGUCGAUCUCCAAGGACUUGAGCAUGCACCAGUAGCCUACUACCCGUGGCGACUGGUUGAAUCCAUCACUAAGUCCUGGCGGGAUGAUGCGACACCAUCUCGACAUCGACAACUACUAUCACUUCGACAUGAUCUUCCAGCUCUGUGUGAUCGUGAUGACUUUGGACCUCCCCGGGACAAUGACUCCGAUCAGUUGGAUGAAGCCUGCGAAACAGAGGACAUCAUCGACAACAACCUCGUUGCCAGCAUCACUCUUGAUGAGUCCGGCCGACUACGAUACGAACACAUGGCACGCGAGGCCAGGAUGCGAAAGCAAUUUGAUUUUGAGGUCUGUGAGAACAUCCUCUUCUCCUUCCACGAGGCUGUUCAAGCUCGAGGUCAAGGCGCAAAACACACCCGUGGGACAAUGUCCGGAGUGACAAGCUUCAGUCUCGGAGCCUACUCACAUGGAUCGUUCGUCGGUGUGUUCAACUUUACACACAAAAGCCCAGAGCUGUGCUGUUACCUCAACCACUUCCUCAAACAUCAUCUACCACAACAACAAUGGUCUAGCCUCAUGAUAACCUUGAAUACUCGAGCACUCCCUCACCGAGAUCAUCACAACUUAAAGGGCAGCCAGAACAUUCUUACUUGUUUUGGAGACUUUGAGAAGGGCGGCCUUUGGUUGUCUGGUGAUCCUCCAGGCGAUCAACCUGUACGACGCAGGUAUGUUCCUGGACGUGGAUACUUCAAGGGCUACGUGAAGGCAACAAAGGGCCAGUUUGUUGUGUUUGAUCCUGAUCAAGUUCAUGCUUCUGAAGCCUGGAAGGGGUAUCGCAUCAGCCUAUCGGCCUAUACCACAAGGCUGGCGCCCUGGCUGAGCGAAGGUGACAAACGGCUGAUAACCUCUCUCGGUUUUCCUGGAAAGGCUCUACGAGAACCAGUGGUCCCCCCUGUUGACAUCAAGGACCUGAACUCUUCAGAAUCUCAACGUCCUGAAGCUCUCACCCAGGUGACUACAAGUAACCUGAACUCGUCAGAAUUUCGACGUCCUGAAGCUCUCACCCAUGGUCCUUGUCUACACUAUGAUCAGUUUGCUGUACUACCAGAAGGGGUCUCUCAAGCAGAGUAUGAUUCGUGGGUCUCCAAGGUCGCCAAGUUCCACAAGUCAGCUGGCCAUCCGACCAACAGGAACCUCGCUCGCAUCGUUUCUGACGGCGGACAUCCCAAGUGGAAGGUGCAAGUGGCUCUUGAGCACAAGUGUCCUUCGUGCGAAGCCAAUAAACCAGGAAGUGUGAGCUCUGGUCAGAUACCACCGGCCAGCACAGCACCAAUGUACCGCGCUUGGCAGGCUGUUACGAUUGAUGCUGCCGAAUGGCCCAUUCCUGGGACCAAGAAGAAGAUGAAGUUUGUUCUCUUCAUGGACUUUGCCACAAAGUUCCGCGUUGUGGCCCCUAUCAAGAUGUACGACAUCAUGGCUAUGGAUGCGGAGUCGGCUGAUUCUGUGAUACAUGCAUUUGCCGAGCGAUGGUUGAGUGUGUUUCCCAAGCCACAAGUGGCCAUCAUGGAUUCAGCCAAGACCUUCACUUCUCUCAAGAUGCACGAGUUCCUCUCGAAUGUCAACGUCCUUCCUCAUUUCAUUGCCGAGAAGGAACAUUGGAGUCAUGGUGUUGCGGAGGCAGCCAUUCAAGAUGUGAAAAGCACUGCCACAGCGAUUCAUAUGGAAGCCCUGGAACAAGACCCUACGAUCACACUGCAUUUGGCAGCGGCGGCGCUCAACUCCACAGAGUAUACUGCAGGGUUUUCCUCCUACCAGUGGGUGUUUGGACAAAACUACAACAUCACCGACGAGGACUACCGCACUUUUGCCUCGCUGCCGAGAUCGCAACAACAAGACUUCUCUGCGUUGGUGACGGCUAGACAGCAUGCUGAAGAGGUGGCUCGUCGAACACGUGCCUCCCGUGUGCUGUCCAAACUGGCCAACACUACAGUUCGGCAACCUCUAUGUGAAUUCAAGGAGAUGGACCUCGUGAAGGUCUGGAGAAAACAGUGGCCGGCGGAAAUCUACAAGGGGCCACGUGGCGGCUCAAAGAAGUCGGGACGACCUCAUUGGAUUGGACCUGGCAGAGUGGUGUUCCAUGAGAUCCUUCCACAACAACAAGAAGGAGAUCCUCGGAGGCACAUUGUGUGGGUUCUGAUUGGGUCUCAACUCUACCGAUGCUCAGUUCAUUCAGUACGUCAUGCUACGGAGACGGAAAGGUUCGUUUUUGAGACAUCAGGCGAGGAAGACCCCAGCCGAUGGAAGACUCUUGCUGACGUACUACCUCGACGAGAGUACCACGACAUUGUGUCCGAGGAGCCAGGCGAGGAAGACACCGAACUUCCACCUCUGCCCGAACGUCCUGAUCCUACAACUGUUCAGAUACCCACUCGGCGAGUUCGUCAAAAGACCACCUUCAAGACCGGUGAUUGGACGGAUGAUCCAGUGAAAGAUCGUCUACAAGUGGUGCCCGAACCGGUCAACGCCUACGACGAAGAGGGCCCAUCACCUACGCCUGGAACUUCCUCUACUACAACAGGACCCCGCGAGGAAUCACAGCGACCUACUCCUGAACCAAAGCGCGCAAAGCUGGACUUGGACGCGACGGCUGCAACUACGACGACAAAACCGUCCUGGGUGGAGGAGCUGUACAUGGCUGAAAGCCACGCUGAACAGGAGAUGAAUAUCUUCACGGCCUUCGAAGAGUCCAACGAGUUCCUCAAGAUCGAGUUUGACCUUGAUGUCUCUUCUAACAGACAACAAAAGAUGCUCAUCAACAAUCCACAAGCAUUUCUUGUCAAAAAGAUGAGAGACUCUGAAGUGGUCAUUGCCAAACUACCACCCCAAGAACGUCAACUGUUUGUGAGAGCGAAAACAAAGGAGGUCGGCUCAUUUCUGUCAAAUGAGGCUGUCAGGAAGUGUCUGUCCAAGCAGGAGAUCAAGGAGGCCUUUGACACCAACCGUAUCGUCAAGGCCCGAUGGGUACUCACAUGGAAGCUGGUUCCGCCAGAAGAUCAUGAUGAUGCCUUACGAGAUGCCCGGGAAAACCCGGAGACCUUGCACGACAAGGCUGGGCGCCGAAAGGCAAAGGCACGGAUCGUGCUACUUGGCUUCCAGCAUCCAAAUCUGCUGGACAGAAACUUUAAGACGGCAGCUCCAGUACAAUCACUUUUGGGACGCAACCUCCUCUACCAAAUGUCUGCUCAACAUCAAUGGCCCUUAGAGGGACUGGAUUUGGCCACAGCGUUCUUGCAAACGCAACCAACGGAGGCGGAUGCGAAGCUGUGGACUACAGGAGUUCAAGAACUACGAGAUGCUCUACAAAUUGGCGAGGAGGGCAUCAUGCGGAUCUUGAGAAACAUCUACGGCUCCACGACGGCACCGAGAGGUCUAUGGCUAGAUCUACACAAGACUCUGACGGCCUUGGGUGGUGAACCAGUUCUUGCAGAACGUUGUCUGUGGAUCUGGAGGUCCCAAGAUCGUGAAGAUGGACAUCAUAAGAAGGUGAUCGGCGCUAUGGGAGGUCAUGUUGAUGACUUCCAUCGCAUCGGCGAUGGCAGUGAUGAGUGGAUCGAGCUGAAGGGCAAGGUGGACAGUGCCUACAAGUGGGGUACAGCGAAGAAGGGAAACUACCGCCAUGCCGGCACGGACGUCUCCACCAUCGUCAAGCACGACGGUGAGUUCUACAUCGAGAUCGACCAGUCCUACUACGCUGAGGGAAUACCUGACCUUGAGAUCAGUCCGGAAAGACUCCGGGACAAUGGCCCUCUACGACCUCAAGAAGUUGGUGCAUGUCGCACUACCUUGGGUGCUCUGCAAUGGAUGGGAUUUCAGACGCAACCCCAGUUGUGCGCCCGAUGCAAUCUCCUCCUGACUGAGAUUGUGGUCCAAGGAUCGUUGGCACAUGCUCGUGAAAUACAAGAGAUGUUGGGAGAGGUACGUCGAGGGUGCACAAAACUCCGUUUCUUCCGAUUGCCCACGGCGACUCACUGGUCUGAGCUUGUGUUUAUCUCCAUGGGUGACCAAGCUCAUUGCAACAGACCCAAGGGAGGCUCCACAGGAGGAUUGGUGACCAUGAUUGCUGGUCCCGAAAGCCUUCUCGGGAAAGUGUGCCCCAUGACCCUCAUUGCAUGGCGCACUUGGAAACUUCAGAGAAAAGCUGUUGGUUCGAACGACGCAGAAGUUCAGAGUAUCCUUGAGGCCGAGGACCAGAACUUCAGAGCACGUCUUCUAUGGACUGAACUUCAUGGUGCUCAUGAACAAGCAGACAGCCGUGAAAACCUGGUGACGGUCUCCGAACGUCAGGCUGCACAGAUUCGCGGUGUCCUUUGCACUGAUUCCCGUGGUGGCUAUGAUGCUGUCGAGGUGAACGAGAGUCCACUUUUGGGUUUAAGUAACCUACGAUCAGCCUUGCAGGCCUUUCAGCUACGAGAUAAUCUGCAAAGAGUGCGAUGUGAGCUACGAUGGCUGGCCAGCGACUACGACUUAGCAGAUGGUCUGACAAAGAAGAAAGCAGAGGCGCGGGUUGGCCUCCUCAAGUUCCUUGCAACGUGGCAUUGGUCAAUUGCUUUUGACAAAAACUUUGUCAGUGCGAAGAAAUCAAAGCAACAGGGUAAAACAGCGAUUGGCGAAAUCGAUGAGUUCCUCAAGGGCUACCUCGGAGCAGUGCGCUCCCGUGAAAAGCUGCAGUGUGCUGAACACGUUUGUGCGAGUGAGAAGCUAGAGCCCAAUCCGGUUGAUCCUGCCAGUGAUCAUAUCUGCUACCCUGUGCAGCUUCCGCUGCAGAAAUCUAAUGAGUCAUCAUCGGCGGAUCCCUUCAUCUGCGGACCCCAUGAUCCAUGGUGGAAGCAGGUUGAAGCAAGCCUUCAGCCACCAUCUGAGUCGGCUGUGAUUCAAGUGCCUGCCCUGACUAUGUCCCAAUGCACCUGCCCGAUAUGUGGCAUCGCUUAUGCCCUUCGAUCUGCACUGUUAACUCAUGUGGCCAAGCAGCACCCGGAGAGUCUGCUGGAACUUGAACAGCCAACAUUUGAUCGGGCAGUCGAUGCUGUAGGAGGAAUGCCCCAGUGUGCAGCAUGUGGCAAACGAUUUCCUACUUGGCAGCUUCUACAAAGACAUGUGGAGGGGCACAUAAUACCCAGUGCACUGUUCUGUGGCAAUUCUGCAUCAGCUUCACAGCUGCACGGCAUCAUGGCGGAUCAACAGAUCGCGGAGAUCUUCGGACCGGUGGCUACGGAGGGGGCGGGCCAGCUAGCCAGUCUUCUCAUGGAGGACACGCUGUUGGACAACGACCGUCCGGGUCCACACAAGCACCCCAAAACGGACGGGCGGACGGACAAGCGUCUGAGGGCGCCCUUUGGAGAGCCUUUCGGAGGGGGCUUCGGCCCUCGCUACAGAGGGCAGAACCGUCCGGGUCGCCAGGACAAGGAGGUGGCUUUGAUCAAGGCGAUGGGCAGGCUAGUGAUACGCCAAGAGACCCAAUUGCAGGUCCUGAAGCAAAACUCUGCCUGGACCCUCUACUUGAAGCCGGGCCAAUCCGGAGCCAUGCCGAUUCUAUUCAAGACUGCAGCCACCUACCGCGAGGCCUCCAAGACCAGGUUCAUGGAAGCCCCCCUACGGGCAGUUCUGCUGAGCACCCUGUUUCAGACCCUGCUUGCAUGCCUGCAGACCCUAGCCACGCAGCAGGAUCAACAAGCUCAGGCCAAAACCAAAGGCUGGCUGAACACGGAGGGCAAGUGGGUAUAUCAGCGUUGGGACCCGGAGAACCAGGUGCUCAAAACCGACGACACUCGGGCUGCCGUGACGCACCAGGAGGUCGUCAAUCAUGUCAACCUACUGGUUACUGCAGUGACGGGGAAGGACGUGAUUCAUCGCUUCAAUGCCACGAAUGGCCUGCCGGCCAAUCCGGAGCAGAUCACGACUUUUCUCCUGGAAGUGGGAUUGAGGGCCUCAGGGGUCGAGAAGGUCUGGGCAGCCCUCGAGUUCUUAUCGAACUCGACGGCCCUACAGCUGUGCGGCAUGCAGCUCAAGCGGGACAAUCUCAAGAGGAGCUCGCUUGCCAACGACGUGCAGAAAUUGCUGCAGGACUACACAGGCUCUGCUUGA